AUGGUGCCUCUCUCCUGGCUCCCAGGAAUCCUGUCACUGCUGCUUGCUCUGAACCUGAAAUAUGGGGCAGGGAACCCGAUUUCCGUUGGUGAGGAUGAUGCCCCCUGCACCACGGCGUAUCCGUGUCCCAGCAACGUCAUGAGCCAGGUCAAGAAUCAAUUGAUGCUACUCCACAACAAUGCUGACCAUCUCCUAAAACUUUAUUACACAGCCCAGGGAGAGCCUUUCCAAAGCAGUGCGGACAAGCUGUGCAGUUGGUAUCCUCCGACUUUCCCACCCUUCUACCCCAACGGCAUAGAGAAGGAUAAGGUGAUGCAGCUGUACCAUAUCAUUAUGUACCUUGAUGCAGCUGUCGGCCAAAUCAUACAGAAGCAGAAGAUACUCAACCCCACUGAGCAGGACCUUCACAACCAGUUGAGCUCCACGUUGGACAUUCUGCGUGGGACCAUCAGCAACGUGCUUUGUCAUCUCUGCAACACAUACAAAGUGGGCAAAGUGGAGGUGUCCACCUGCAUUGAUGUCCUGGACGACAACUUCCUGACUAAGCAGCAGGGCUGUCAGCUCCUAGUAAAGUACAAGACAGUCAUGGCUGAGCUGGUCCAGGCCUUCUAG
Chrysochloris asiatica (Cape golden mole) is the source of this 612-nucleotide messenger RNA. Its product is annotated as leukemia inhibitory factor-like. Gene Ontology annotation, cellular component: extracellular region. Gene Ontology annotation, biological process: immune response. The transcript has 2 exons. Bases 1 to 612 code for a protein of 203 amino acids. Gene Ontology annotation, molecular function: cytokine activity; leukemia inhibitory factor receptor binding. Lineage: Eukaryota; Metazoa; Chordata; Mammalia; Afrosoricida; Chrysochloridae. The record is from RefSeq and is a predicted model, not a curated record.